AGCUUCCUGCAUGGUAGCCACCAUUAUACUUUUAUGAUACUCAUCAGUUUAAAAUUCUAUCUUUCGCAUUGAGCAAGCUCAUGUUAAGUUAUGGCUGGUACUGCAGUAUCAAGGUUUAGUUCUGUCUUUAGACGCCRGUCAGCUGUUGUCAUAGGGAUGAUUCAUGUAGAUGCUUUACCAGGCACUCCAAGGAAUCAUCUUCCUAUGUCUGAAAUAUUGGAAAAGGCGAAGUUAGAAGCACAGAUUUACAGGAAGGCUAACAUAGAUGCCAUUAUGGUUGAGAACAUGCAUGAUCUUCCAUAUCUAAAUCGUCAUGUUGGUCCAGAAAUUACAGCCGCUAUGAGUGUAAUAUGUACAGAAAUAAAGAGAGAAGCACCGCUUAUACCCUGUGGUAUCCAAGUGUUGACUGGUGCAAAUAAGGAAGCCAUUGCCAUUGCUAAAGCUGCUGGAUUACAAUUCAUAAGAGCYGAAGGKUUUGUUUUUUCACAUGUUGGYGAUGAAGGGUUGAUAAACUCUGAUGCUGGAGAGCUUUUAAGAUAUAGAAGGUUGAUUGAAGCAGAGGAUGUUCUUGUAUUUACUGACAUCAAGAAAAAACAUAGCUCACAUGCAAUAACCCAUGAUAUCGAUGUAGUCAACACAGCWAAGGCUGCAGAAUUCUUUCAAAGUGAYGGUGUUAUUGUCACKGGAAAUAGUACAGGUGAACCUGCAAACUACAAAGAGUUGCUAGCAGUACAAGAGGCUGUUUCUGUACCAGUGUURGUUGGGUCUGGAGUGAACAUUAGUAAUGUCAAACAGUAUCUUGGAGCUAAUGCUUUAAUUAUUGGCUCACACUUCAAAGAAGAUGGACAUUGGUCUAAGCCUGUGUGCUUUGAGCGUGUUAGAAGUUUUAUGGCUAAAGUUGAGACCAUUAGAAAAUAAUUUAGGAAUUUGCAGAUGCAACAGAGAGUAUUUGUAUUGAAUUCAGACACUAUUUUACAAUAAUCUCUGUUUAUCACAGUUAAAGCACUAGGGAAAUAUCAUCCAAGCAUUCAUACAUGUAUGAAAAAGUAUGUUAUAUUUAACACUUAUUUACUGGAACCGAGGGAAACAGUAUGUUUUGUGGUCCCAAGACCGCUGAUGUUUCCCGAAGUGAAGCUGAGGGAAACAUCAGCRGUCGAGGGACCGCAAAACAUACUGUUUCCCGAGGUUUCCAGUAAAUAAGUGCUUUAUUAUCAUAUCAAGUGUCAAAGAGAGCAAAAAACGUAAAUAAAUGAAGUGUUUUUAUUAAA
Molecule: messenger RNA, 1268 nt
Organism: Exaiptasia diaphana
Lineage: Eukaryota; Metazoa; Cnidaria; Anthozoa; Actiniaria; Aiptasiidae
Exons: 5
Coding region: 91-918 (275 amino acids)
Source: RefSeq, a predicted model, not a curated record